Molecule: messenger RNA, 918 nt
Organism: Microsporum canis CBS 113480
Lineage: Eukaryota; Fungi; Ascomycota; Eurotiomycetes; Onygenales; Arthrodermataceae
Product: BAR domain-containing protein
Exons: 6
Coding region: 1-918 (305 amino acids)
Cellular component (GO): cytoplasm
Molecular function (GO): protein binding
Source: RefSeq, a predicted model, not a curated record
AUGGAUAAAGUGCAAGCCUUUGGGAAGAACUUCACUGCUACUUUUACCCCCUUUGCCGCGCGAACACAGCAGUAUGUGAAGGAGCAGCUUGGUCAAGCUGAAGAGAGGACUCAACUUCCAAACGACUACCUCGAGCUUGAGAAGCGAGUCGAUGCUCUAAAGGUUGUCCAUCAGAAGCUCCUCCAGGUCACCUCUCAAUACUCAAACGAGGCCUAUGACUACCCACCAAACAUCCGCGAAUCGUUCAACGACCUAGGCCGCACCAUCAGCGAGAAGGUCCAGCUUCUCUCCCAGGCUUCCUCUCCAGGAGAAGCUCAGUCGGCCCUGACCGCACCACCUUCUGCGAAGCCUCAGCCAAAGACGUUCAGCCAUGCCAUUGCCCGCGCUGCUCUUGCCAGCUCGCACGUCAUCGCCCAGGCCAGCACCCCCGGCACCGAGGAUCAAUUGGCAGUUGGUCUAGAAAAGUUUGCCCUCGCAUCCGAGAAGAUUGGAGAGGCUAGGUUGGCCCAGGACGCUCAGAUUCAGUCCCGUUUCCUCGCCGGCUGGAACACCACCCUCAACACAAACCUCAUGUUCGCUACCAAGGCCAGAAGGAAUGUAGAGAACUCAAGACUGAUGCUUGACUCGACUAAGGCGGCCAAGGGUGCCACCAAGGACAUGGACCAUUUGAGCGAAGAUGCUCGUGCGGAGAUUGAGCAGGCAGAGGACGAAUUCGUUGGACAGACUGAAGAAGCAGUUGGUGUUAUGAAGAAUGUCCUUGAUACCCCCGAGCCACUGCGUAACCUGGCAGACUUGAUCGCUGCACAGCUUGAAUACCACAAGAAGGCCUAUGAGAUCCUCAGCGAACUCGGCCCUAUCGUUGACGGCCUGCAGGUCGAGCAAGAGGCAAACUACCGCAAGAGCCGGGAGGGCGCGUAA